Diceros bicornis minor is the source of this 3895-nucleotide messenger RNA. RefSeq names its product mucin-16-like. NCBI's taxonomy places the organism in Eukaryota, Metazoa, Chordata, Mammalia, Perissodactyla, Rhinocerotidae. The transcript is spliced from 3 exons. Bases 1869 to 2357 code for a protein of 162 amino acids. The record is from RefSeq and is a predicted model, not a curated record.
GCUCCAGAGCAGACAUGCAGGCAGUGUGUGUGGGUGACCACGAGCUGGGCCCUGACAUCCUGUGCCCACUAUCCCAGGGACAGCUGACCACCAGCUCCUGCUCUGUCCCACAUUGUGUUCCUGACUGGAGAAUGCAGAAUCCUCUUAGUCUUUCCUUCCCAGAAGGUUAGGUUGAACUUUUCAGAAAGAUCUUUCUUCUUGAACUUGAGGAAACAAUUAGUAAUCAUGUCAGUUUCAUCACGAUAGAACAGUAGUUUUUAACUAGGAGUGAUUUUGCUCCACAAGGGAUAUUUGGCAAUGUCUGGAGACAUUUUUUGUUGUCACAGCUCAAGGAUGAGGGUUACUACUGGCAUCUAGUGAGUGAGGCCAGGGAUGCUGCUAAAUAUCCUACAAUGACGAGGACAGUCUUCCAGAGCUAAGAAUUAUCUGAUCUGAAGUGUCCAUGGUGCCAAGAUUGAGAGACCUUUCUCUAGAGGAUGAAUACUUCUCUCUCCUGCUUUUGUCACAUUUUGGCUAGUGAUUGGCCUAUCUGUAACACCUAGCAAGCCCUCCCUUCUCCUACUAUCCACCAGCAAUGACCAAAUCCUGCUUUCUGAUCUCUCAGAGGUGGACUUGAGAUGCGUGCCCACCCCCAGAGGGAUUACUAAGGGGUACAGCACAGUGGUUAUGUGGUUUUAUUUGGGGUCUGACAGGCCUAUGUUCAAAUCCUAGCUCCCCUACUUCAAGGUUGUGUGACCCUGACAAGUUACUUAAUAUCUCUGUGCUUUAGCCUCCUCACUUGUCAAUCAGAAGAGUUUAAUCUGCUUUUCUGCAUAACAGAUUUAGCCCACGAUUCUGCUGGAUAGCGAUUUGGGCUGGAUUCUGCUGAGAGAUUCUCCUGCCUGGGCUGCUCAGCUGAUCUCAGAUGAGGUUCCUUCAUCUGUACUACUACAGUAGUAUAGCUGCUGGCUGGGGGACCUCGGGUCUCCUUCACGUGUUCUCAUCCUCCAUCAUGCUAGCUUGGGCUCAUUCACAUGCUCAGAGUUCAAAGAGCAGCAAGAAAUGGCAAGCCCUAAUGCACAUCUGCUUUCCAAACCUCUGCUUACAUCAUGUUUGCUAAUGUCUAAUGGCCAAUGCCAGUCACAUGGCCAAGCCCAGAUUCAAGAGAUGGGGAAAUGGACUCCACUUCUGACUGAAGGGAAGAAUUUGUGGACAUUUGUAUGAGCACAGUGAAGAUUAAAAUGAAACGUGCUUAGCAAAGGACCUAACAUAUAGAGAACAUGUGGUAAAUUAUUCAUGACCCUUCUUAGACCCAGGUACUGAGAAUGACUCCAGCAUGUGGGGACCCCUACAUGUGCACUUGGGUCAUCUUACCCCUUGUGUGAAUCUCUCGGUCAUGGAACUUUUGUCUGAGGAUGGAAUGUCCUCAGCUCCAAAGAUACUCACUGUUGUCCACCAGCCAUGAUGCCAUGUCUUCCCCUUUCCACUGGUCCUGAGAUUUUUCUGGCUCUAGGAUACCACACAGCCCCAUCCCCACCUCCACCCUAGGCUGGCUGCUUGUCCUUGGUGUUGCCUUCAAAAAGUUCAGUCUCGCUCACUGCAAGGUCCAUUCACACCAGGAACGUUGGCCCUCUUAAUACAUAAUAAAAAAGGCUCCCUUUUAUUGAGCACUAAGUGCAGUGAAUUCUGUACUGUUACCUCAUUUGAUAGAUAAAGAAUAUUAGGCACAGAGAGUUUGAGAGACUUACCCAGAGUCACUCAGAAAUUGAGUGGCAGAGCUGGGAUUUAAGCAAUUUAAUGUUGCCUUCUUUGACUUUGCCAAAUUCCCAGAUUCCUUCUUCCCACCCCCUCUGUCAUGCUUCUGUUGUUAGGGUGUGUGUUGCCUUAAUAUGAUUGUCAUUUUAAAGUUUAGCACAAAUAUCAACGUUUGGAGAUGCUACAUCUUCUGUGUUCAGGGACUUUGGCUGUCCUAUUCAUUUCCAGUGCUCCCCCAGCACCAAGGCCAUUCCAGGCUGCCCACCAGUCCUCCUACUUUCUCUGUCCCCUGCCUCAGUGAGGCUUUCCAGGGACCCCUGCCUGGAGUCCCCACCUCCCCAUCCCUGUGUCCCUCCCUGCCCAGGCCUGAGAAAGGUGGAACAGCCACUGGAGUUGAUGCUGUCUGCCUUCACCUUCCUGACCCCAUGGGCCCUAAGCUGGAUAGCGAGAGAGAGAGGCUGUUCUGGGAGCUGAGCCAUGAAACCCUUGGUGUCACCCAGAUGGGCUCCUUCAUCCUGGACAGGCAUAGCCUCUGCAUCAAUGGUUACACCCAUUGGACUUCAGCCUCCAGUCCCAGUGCUACUGUGACCUCCAUGCUCUUCCCAUGGACUUCGGUGGUGUGAUCCCUCUUCUCCAGCUCCACAGGUAGGUGACUUCUCUCUCCAGCUCCUUCUAGGAAGUCAAGGUAUUCAGCCUCAGAGCUAGGACCUAAGAGUUGCAGAGAAAAGCUGCUGUGAGGGAACCUGGAACCACGGGCACCCUCUGCUCUGCUCUGCUCUCCUCCAGAGCAGAGGAUGGGACCUCUUCAUCUAUUCAGUUCUGUUGACCUUAGACAAUUUACUUACCCUCUCAGUGUCUCAGUUUCCUCACCUGCGAAGUGGGAAUAAUAAUACUUCAUGAAGUCGUUGUGAAGGUUAAAUGAAAAUGUAUGUAAGAACACCUAGCACAGGAACCACAGGGAAUUUAGUUCAACUGAUAGUGAUUGGGCACAUGUGCUGUGCUGGGCAGAGGGGAUAAGAUGUUAAGUCAGGUGUGGUCCCUCCCCUCACCGAGUUUACAGUGUACUGAGAGAGACUGAAAUUGAAUGUGCAGUUACAGUUGAUAAUAGUUAUAAAAGACAACCGUGUUAUUCAGCAGUUACCUAAUGUGCUAGGCCAUGUACUAUUAUUUUUCUAAUUUUUAACUUUUCAUUUGAAGUAAAUACAAAUUCACAGGAAGUUUCAAAACAAUAGUACAGAAUUUCCUGUAUGCUUCCCCCAGUUUCUCCCCAGUGGUUAACAUCUUGCCUAACUAUAGUGCAAUAUCAUAACCAGGACAUUAAUUGGCAUUGCUAAAAUCCACAGACCUCAGAUUUAAGAUGUCACUAGUUUUAUGUAUUCUCAUUUGUGUGUGUGUCUGUGUGUGUGUGCAGUUCUAUGCCAUUUUAUCACAUGAUAGAUUUUUGUAACCACUGCCACAAUCAAGGUACAAAACUGUUCCAUCACCACAGAGACCUCCCACUUGCUGCUCUUUUAUAGUCACACCCACCCAGCCAACCCCUGGCAUUCACUCAUCCGUUUUCCAUCUUUCUAAUGUUGUUGUUUUGAGAAUAUUAUAUCAAUGGAAUCAUACAACAUGCGACCUGUGGGGAUUGGCUUUUAGCAUAAUGCCCAUGAAAUGUGCUAACUCCUUUAACAGACAGUCAUGUAACCUUCACAAUUUCCCUACAAAGUAGGAUUCUCCCCAUUUUGUGGUUGAAGAAAUGGAGGUUCCGAUAGGUUGAGUAACAUUUUAUUUAUUUUAUUUUUUGUUUUGUGAGGAAGAUCAGCCCUGAGCUAAUAUCUGAUGCCAAUCCUCCUCUUUUUGCUGAGGAAGAUUGGCCCUGAGCUAACAUCCGUGCCCAUCUUCCUCUACUUUAUAUGGGACGCCACCACAGAAUGGCUUGACAAGCAGUGCAUCGGUGUGCGCCCGGUAUCCGAACUGGCGAACCCCGGGCCACCGUGGCGGAGCGCGCGCACUUAACAGCUUGUGCCACCAGGCCGGUCCCAGUAACAUUUUAUUUUAUAUUAUCCAUUAUUAUGGUCACAUGGCAGGGCAGGGGCAGAGAGGGGAUCUGAUACCAAACCUGACUCACUAGCAUGGCCAUAACCAUGGUAACCACAGCUCUGCACUGUGGUGUCUU